Molecule: messenger RNA, 2173 nt
Organism: Anopheles nili
Lineage: Eukaryota; Metazoa; Arthropoda; Insecta; Diptera; Culicidae
Gene: Pak
Product: serine/threonine-protein kinase Pak
Exons: 9
Coding region: 1-2145 (714 amino acids)
Biological process (GO): protein phosphorylation; intracellular signal transduction; regulation of axonogenesis
Cellular component (GO): cytoplasm
Molecular function (GO): protein serine/threonine kinase activity; ATP binding
Source: RefSeq, a predicted model, not a curated record
AUGUCCAGCGAAGAGGACAAACCUCCGGCGCCGCCCGUCCGAUUGACGAGCAAUCGGGGCGGCGGUAGUGGGGCCGUUGGUGGAGGUGGCGGGGCCGGUUCCGGAGUUUCCGAUCGGAUCGAUGGUGUUGCCCCGGUCGAUAUGAAACCGUUGCCUAAAGAACCGGACGAUGCCGAUCGUAAAAAGAAAACACUCAAGAACAAAAUCAAAGUAUCGAAAGCGUCGCACAACGACUCGAAGCCGAAUAUAUCCUAUCCGACCAACUUCGAGCAUACGGUGCACGUGGGUUUUGAUGCCGUGACCGGAGAAUUUACGCUGCCUUUGAGAGGUAUGCCAGAGCAAUGGGCGCUGAUGCUGAAGAACUCAAACAUUAGCAAGCAGGAGCAGAAGAAAAACCCCCAAGCGGUGCUGGAUGUGCUCAACUUUUUCGACAACAGCAGCAAACAGCGGCCAAGCUCCAAAUAUAUGACCCAUGGUUUGCACACAACGACACACUCGGCAUCUUCCAUAGGGUCGUCGCUGAGCCGGGUGAGCAGCAGCAGUCCGAGCAGCACGCCGACGGACUCGGAAUCACACGGUGGCCCCGGGGCGCAGAUCAUCUCGAGCAGCCAUUCGCAGGCCUACAGCCUUGGCCUAUCGUCGCACAACUCUGCCGGUGACCACGACAGCGACGAACUGGGUGUCCUCAGCGGUAGCGCCAGCGGCAGCAUCAGCGGCAACGGCAUUCCACCGCCCAUCGCCAGCCGCCCGGAGCGGACCAAAUCGAUCUACACAAGACCGAUCGAUGAUCCGAUCUCACCGCCAAUACCUCCUCAUUUGAGCGCGGGCGCCACGCAUCCAUCGGCGGCUGGUCCUGGCGCGAUCCGUAGUCCAACGCACUUCGACAAGAACAAGAACUCGGUCAGUGUUGCAUCCGCACAAACGAUCAGCAGCCUAGCUGCGGCCUCGUCGCCGCCCAGCCAGCAGCAGCUGUCUCAUCUGCAUCAUCACCACCAGCAGCACCAAGGGGCAGCCCCACGGGGGGCCGAUUCCGGUGUCACUGUCCUGUCCUGUCGUGCAUCUUCCAACGCAGCAGUCGCGAACAAUGGCCUCAGCGGAGCGGCACCAACCGACGGCAGCACGGUGGCGCCCGCGGUGGUUCCGGCUGGCGUGGCCACCGUCCCCAUCAGCGUCAACAAUGGUUCCAACCUCAACAACAGCACGACUGGUGCGACGACGCAGCAGCGGGCGGCCAACCUCAAGAAGAAGAAGAUGUCUGACGAGGAGAUCCUGGAGAAGCUGCGCACGAUCGUGAGCGUCGGUGAUCCAAAGCGGAAGUACAACAAGAUGGAGAAGAUCGGUCAGGGCGCGUCCGGUACGGUGUACACGGCGAUUGAAAGCUCGACCGGUAUGGAGGUCGCGAUCAAGCAGAUGAACCUCAGCCAGCAGCCGAAGAAGGAGCUGAUCAUCAACGAAAUCCUCGUGAUGCGGGAGAACAAGCACCCGAACGUGGUGAACUACCUGGACAGCUAUCUCGUGUCCGAGGAGCUGUGGGUGGUGAUGGAGUAUCUACCGGGCGGUUCGCUGACGGACGUCGUGACGGAAACGUGCAUGGACGAGGGUCAGAUAGCGGCGGUGUGCCGGGAGGUGCUGCAGGCGCUCGAGUUCCUGCACAGCAACCAGGUGAUCCAUCGGGACAUCAAGAGCGACAACAUCCUGCUCGGGCUGGACGGUAGCGUGAAGCUGACGGAUUUCGGUUUCUGCGCGCAGAUCUCGCCCGAGCAGUCGAAGCGCACGACGAUGGUUGGCACACCGUACUGGAUGGCACCGGAGGUGGUCACGCGGAAGCAGUACGGACCGAAGGUCGAUCUCUGGUCACUGGGCAUCAUGGCGAUCGAGAUGAUCGAGGGUGAACCGCCGUACCUGAACGAAAACCCGCUCAGGGCACUCUACCUGAUCGCGACGCACGGCAAACCGGAGAUCAAGGAGAAGCUCAAGCUUAGCACCGUCUUUCAGGACUUUCUCGACCAGUGCCUCGAGGUGGACGUCGAUCAGCGCGCUACGGCCUACGAACUUCUAAGGCAUCCCUUCCUGAAGCUGGCACGGCCACUCGCUAGCCUAACGCCUCUCAUCAUGGCCGCGAAAGAAGCCACGAAGGGCCACUGAAAGCGGGAGGACGUCGUUUCACCAUCGG